AGUGGACUGACUGUGGCGAGUCAUGGAGCCUGGGUGGAAUUGCAGCUUUGACUGUGAUUCCCCACUGUGCCUCGGCCACUCGGGGGUUCACAAGCAGGAGAGCAUGGAGAUGUUGCAGGGACUGUGCAGCCUCAGUAGGAUGGCCGUGGAUUCCCCGAGACACUCGCUCUCCCCGGUGUUGAGCGCCAUAGUGUGGACGCUGCUCUCCAGUGGCAUCCUACUGGCUUUCUGCUUCCUGCUCUUCACCCUGCGCUUCAAAAACAACAGGAUAGUAAAGAUGUCCAGUCCUAACCUAAAUGUCCUGAGUCUCUUUGGAAGUGUCCUCACCUACAGCAGCGGCUUCAUGUUUGCCGUGGACUCGCACCCUCAGAUGGACGCGAGAGCUGUACUACAUGCUCGAGUGUGGACCCUCUGUCUCGGCAGCACCAUGGUGUUUGGACCCAUUUUAGGAAAAACAUGGCGGCUGUACAGAGUGUUCACCCAAAGAGCGCCCGACAAGAGAGUGAUCAUCCGAGACAUUCAGCUAAUGGCCAUGGUGGCUCUCUUGAUCCUGGUGGACCUGUUGAUCCUGACUGCCUGGAACCUCUCGGACCCCAUCCGCUGUUCACGCUCGCUCAAUGCAGUCGUUAAGAUGGUGGGGAAGGAAAUCUCCUAUUCUUUGUCUCGGCUCGAUUCCUGCUCUUCUGCGUACUCGGAUUUGUGGGUUAUCAUUAUUGUUGUUAAAAAGGGGUGUCUCCUGCUCUACGGCACAUAUCUGGCCGGCCUGACCAGCAACGUCAGCCACCCUCCAGUCAACCAGUCUCCCACCAUCCUCACCGCCGUCACUUUGGUCACCCUCUGUGCCGGUGUGGCCGUCCCGGUGUCCGUCCUGAUGCCGUCUUGGCCCAACGUGGUCUACAGCACGGUGGCCGGUGCCAUUUUCAUUUGCACGCUGGCUACCAACUGCAUGCUCUUUGUGCCCCAGCUGACCGAGUGGAGGCAUUUUGAGGAGGACCACAACAACUCGAGUCAGAUGGCCAAGUACUUCAGCAGCCCUAGUAAGAGUCAGCCUUCAAUCUACAGCCAGGAAGAUGUCUACUUUCUUCUCGGGGAGAACAACUCCAUGAAGAAGCUUCUCAACGAGAAAAAUGCCGUGAUUGACAGCUUGCAAGAGCAGGUUAGCAACGCCAAAGACAAACUUCUGCGUUUGGUGUCAGCUAGCCAAAUGUUAGAGGAGCCAGAGGUGGACAACCCCCAGUCCUCCUCCACUCAGACCACAGAACUUGAGUCCUGUCAACUUCCAGCUCUACCUCAUAGCGACGUCAAGUCCAGACUCUCAGGCCUGCCACCUGUCUCCCAUCGUCUCAUCGAUGCUCCCUCGUCAUCUGGUGGUUCGGGAUUUUAUGAUCGUCCCCCUUUAUCGUGUUCUGUAACUCCCACUGCUGCCCCAUCUCCUUUUUCUGGUGGAUUGGAUGCAGACACGUGUGAGUCCGUAGCAGAGGACCCACUCCAGUCUUCUGGAUUUCAUAGGACAGCAGAGGAGACGGCUGACUUUGUCACCGCCUUACAAUCCCCCAGACUUUUGAACCCUUUUGAGGUUGAAACUUUAAGCAAUGGGCCAAGAUCCCCCUUGGGACCAAACGCCAGACCAGCUGGUUUCGUUAGUAGCGAUAAGUUGCAGGAGAUCCUCCAAGAACUCAGUGUGGAUACGGUCUUGGAAACUGUUCUAAAAUCUGCAAAGAGGCCUUCGCAAAGCAAAUUUAAUGAGGACUCCUCACUUUCACCCCUCUCUCCGCGGACACCGCGUUCCCCCAAAUGUCCUUUAGUUUUUCACUACCCCAGCAUCUCCCCCUACGCCAUGAGGAAACGUCGACCGCCCUUCCGCUCGCCCAGACGUAGUUAUACGCCACCGUGCCUUCACGAAAAGAGGCGGAUGAGGGAUGUCUGUCAGAAUCGAAAGAAACACCUGGAGGACAGCACCAUAGUGAUAGUAGAUAGUUCCAUCCUCCCGGUUCCCAGCUGUGACCUUGACUUACAAGAUGAAGAAGUGGGAAGUAUGGCAUCAAGGCUUCCUGGGGGUUCUCCAGAGGACGUGGAUGAAUCUGACAUAGGGAUGGGCUGCGACAUCCAGGAGCACGCCCCCAGAAACAGCGCGGACCCCCGCGAGUAUUGUGAUUCGGACUCAAGCAGCUCCACAGACUAUCACUUCUACCACCGACCCUAUUGCGACUCCUGCUUGCAGCGAGGCUCGUUGCUGUCCUCGGAUUCCUCAGACUCCUCGGACAGCGAGUACGAAGGUUACGACUUCUACCGCUCUGCACAUCCGGUGGUGUUCAAGGAAGACCUCAAACCCACGUUUGUGUAAAGACAAGCAGGUUUUUCACUGAAUUCACAAGAUUAGACGUAAUGAAGCUCAUCUGCAUUUAAUGUAAUCUCAUUGAAUGCUUUUGACAGCAUUUUACAGAGAUUUGCCUGAAAUCAUGUAUGACGCUCUCGUGUCUUGCUAGAUUACAAAAUGUUUUGAUACAUGCUUUGGUUUCUAUUUCUCCGUUUUGGAACACUAAGCCCAUGAAACUAAAUCAGUAAGUUUGCCCGCUUGAGUAAAUGGCUUUUUUUUUUUUUUUUAAUUCACAUGGGGCUAAAGAACACAAGUCCCAGUGACCCUCAAACACUCGGCUGAUCUUACGUAAGCCUCCUCUGCAUGAAGAGAUCAACACUAAGUGUACAAACUGCCAGGAGGCAGAAACCAAACUGCGUUUCUAUGCCUCUUUGCUCUUUGCCUUGUUACACUGUAAUCAUUUGUUUUUUUAUAUAUUUAAUAAAUAUAAAAAUAU
Messenger RNA from Syngnathus acus (greater pipefish), 2813 nucleotides. It is a transcript of the gene gpr156, whose product is annotated as G protein-coupled receptor 156. Gene Ontology annotation, molecular function: G protein-coupled GABA receptor activity. NCBI's taxonomy places the organism in Eukaryota, Metazoa, Chordata, Actinopteri, Syngnathiformes, Syngnathidae. Gene Ontology annotation, biological process: G protein-coupled receptor signaling pathway; gamma-aminobutyric acid signaling pathway. The transcript is spliced from 9 exons. The record is from RefSeq and is a predicted model, not a curated record. Gene Ontology annotation, cellular component: G protein-coupled receptor heterodimeric complex; membrane. Bases 23 to 2344 code for a protein of 773 amino acids.